Acinonyx jubatus (cheetah) is the source of this 4949-nucleotide messenger RNA. It is a transcript of the gene KCNK12, whose product is annotated as potassium two pore domain channel subfamily K member 12. The transcript is spliced from 2 exons. Gene Ontology annotation, biological process: potassium ion transmembrane transport; stabilization of membrane potential. Bases 642 to 1934 code for a protein of 430 amino acids. Lineage: Eukaryota; Metazoa; Chordata; Mammalia; Carnivora; Felidae. The record is from RefSeq and is a predicted model, not a curated record. Gene Ontology annotation, cellular component: membrane. Gene Ontology annotation, molecular function: potassium ion leak channel activity.
CGGUGACUCCGCCUCUCCGUGCCGGGCGGCUCUCCGGCUGGAGCUGGAAAGGGAGCGCUUCCCGGGACUCGGCUCGGUUCUGAGGCUCCGAAGCCGACGCCGCCGGCUCAGGCCCGGGGGUGGGAGCUGGACUGCCGGUGCAGCCUGAGCCUGGGAGCCGCCAAGCAGGGAACGCCUCAUGGGACGACCCCAGGGGCUCUCUUCGUGCCCUGCUGCGGCGUCCCAGUCUUAGGCUCCCGGGUUCCUCAGCCCGCCCCGCCCGCAGCCCGCGGCCUGUCUGGAGAAGAGUAUGAGGCCCGGGGCCCCGCGGACGCCGGCCACAGGGCGGCAGGGGCCUAGCUUCAGACCCCCGCGCCCGAGGGUGGCUGGUGAGGAGCCGCGGGAGCCGGCGAGGCGUCGGGGCGCGGAGAGGAGCGUCCCAGCCCGGGAACCUCAAGGGCCGCGGGACCCGUGUGCGGCCUGAGUGCCAAGGAGGAGGCGGAGGCGAGGCGCCCCGCCGUCCGGGCUCUGGGAGAAGCGGCAAGGGGCUCCGCGGCGGCCCCCGACCCCUGGCCACCAUCCUCACGCUUCUGCUCCCGCGGGGGGGAUGUCGCGGCCCGGGCCCCGAGCGCCGCCCCGGCCCUGGGGCUGAGCUCCGGACCAUGUCCUCCCGCAGCCCCCGGCCCCCGCCCCGCCGCUGCCGCCGCCGCCUGCCGCGCCCCUCCUGCUGCUGCUGCUGCUGCCGACGCUCGCACCUCAACGAGGACACGGGUCGCUUCGUGCUGCUGGCGGCGCUCAUCGGCCUCUACCUGGUGGCGGGCGCCACAGUCUUCUCGGCGCUCGAGAGCCCGGGCGAGGCGGAGGCGCGGGCGCGCUGGGGCGCCACGCUGCGCAACUUCAGCGCGGCGCACGGCGUGGCGGAGCCAGAGCUGCGCGCCUUCCUCCGGCACUACGAGGCCGCGCUGGCUGCCGGCGUCCGAGCAGACGCGCUGCGCCCGCGCUGGGACUUCCCUGGCGCCUUCUACUUCGUGGGCACAGUGGUAUCCACCAUAGGUUUUGGCAUGACCACCCCCGCGACGGUAGGCGGGAAGGCCUUCCUCAUCGCCUACGGGCUGUUCGGCUGCGCCGGAACCAUCCUGUUCUUCAACCUCUUCCUGGAGCGCAUCAUCUCUCUGCUGGCCUUCAUCAUGCGCGCCUGCAGGGAGCGCCAGUUGCGCCGCAGCGGCCUGCUGCCCGCCACCUUCCGCCGCGGCUCGGCGCUCUCGGAGGCCGACUGCCUGGCGGGCUGGAAGCCCUCGGUGUACCACGUGCUGCUGAUCCUGGGCCUGUUCGCCGUGCUGCUGUCGUGCUGCGCCUCUGCCAUGUACACCAGCGUGGAGGGCUGGGACUACGUGGACUCGCUCUACUUCUGCUUCGUCACCUUCAGCACCAUCGGCUUCGGGGACUUGGUGAGCAGCCAGCACGCCGCCUACCGGAACCAGGGGCUCUACCGCCUGGGCAACUUCCUCUUCAUCCUGCUCGGCGUGUGCUGCAUCUACUCGCUCUUCAACGUCAUCUCCAUCCUCAUCAAGCAGGUGCUCAACUGGAUGCUGCGCAAGCUGAGCUGCCGCUGCUGCGCGCGCUGCUGCCCGGCGCCCGGCGCGCCCCUGGCCCGGCGCAACGCCAUCACCCCGGGCUCCCGGCUGCGCCGCCGCCUGGCCGCGCUCGGCGCCGACCCCGCGGCCCGCGACAGCGACGCCGAGGGCCGCCGCCUGUCGGGCGAGCUCAUCUCCAUGCGCGACCUCACGGCCUCCAACAAGGUGUCGCUGGCGCUGCUGCAGAAGCAGCUGUCCGAGACGGCCAACGGCUACCCGCGCAGCGUGUGCGUCAACACGCGCCAGAACGGCUUCUCGGGCGGCGUAGGCGCGCUGGGCAUCAUGAACAACCGGCUGGCCGAGACCAGCGCCUCGAGGUAGACCGCCCGGCCGCGCCACGGACCCUCGGCGGGCUGGCGUGCCGCCGGCCGUGGUUUGCUUUCCUUCUCUCAGACGCUGGCGCUUUCUUAAUCUUUAUCCAAUAAAAUCAAACCAAAAAAAAAAUUUUUUUUUUAAAGAAAUACUAUUUGGCCAGGCCUGAUGUUAUCCAGGGCAGGUUUUGGGGGAGCCUGUUUUCCUCGUGGGUCCCCUCGUGAAGAACGGUGGCCCCCAGCAGAUUCUCCUCCAGGGUGAGAGAAAGUGGCACCUCAGACCCCCACCAGGUGCGUACCGCAGCCAGGAGAGGGCCAUCCCUGGGUUUUGCGGACUGGCACUGAACCCCGUCCCCAUGCACAUAAGCAGCCGGCAACCCCAAAGCAUAUGGUGCAACUUCUCCUGGCUCUGAAUUACCUCCGCAGCAUUUAGAAUCCUGGCCCAGCCUAGCAGCUUCCUUCUGGUCGUCAGAAGUGAUGUAGUCACAGUUUUGACAGGUGGGGGUGGGGAGAGCCAUAUGUUGCCUACCGAUGUAUAUAAAUAGAACAGCCGCUACACACGGAGAAUGGUGUAGUAUUAUGCAAUGAGAUGAAACAUAGCACCAACUUGCGGACUGUGGCAUUUCCCCGAGAUUUAGAAAUUGGGAUGGUAAGGGGCUCAGCUGGCCUUUCUCAGCCUGGAGUUAGUGCACUUAGCACACAGGGCAGCUACUUCCAAUGCCGAAAACCCAGAGUGGACGGCAGGGCAGGGAGCAGGGGAGCACUAGAGCUGUAGGAGCCCUGCUUUGCUUCAGCCAGCUGAUCUUCGAGGCUCCAGGCACAUCUCAGAACCCCCCAACCCUCCUUUCUCUCACCAGCGCUGUCCUUGGGAAUGCUUUUCAUUACUAACCAGGAAUGUCUGAGUCUUCUCAGACGAGAUCUUGCUUUGUUGGUGUGGAUUUUGUUUCUUAACUCCCGUUGAGCAGUUCGUUUUUCCCCUUUUAGAGAACCUGAGGGUGCAGAGUGCAGUCCCCAGAACCCCUUUCUCCUCCUCUCUGAGUCAGGGCUCUGCAGGACCGGGCUCUGCCUCACCAGAAAGCAACCAUGAUGCAAAUGUUAGAGAACCUGGCUCCAGAGCCCAUAAUGUUUGGUGGACAGAUCCCAUUCUAAACCCUGUUUGGCCCCCACUGACAAUCAAGUGGAUUUUUCUCCACGCACAGUCUGUAUUGGAGGUGGAGGAAGGCAGGAGGUAGGGAGCUGAUGGAAUGGGUGGAUGGAAGCGGUUUUAGAGUUAAAGUUUUGCUUGGGAUGAUCCUUAAGCUGAGGGACGCCCUCUUCUGCAUAGAGGUCACUGAACUGAAGGAAGGUCAGAUGCUGCCUUCAUCGAAAGGCUGGGGGUCUUGGACUAUAAAUGAAUAAUGCUCUUUCAGCCCAUUUUCCUCAUCUGAAAAGAAGGUCCCAAGGACAAAUGCAACAGAAACAAUGUGACACACCAAUAUAUACAGCUUCUGAUAGGAAGUCUUACUUCUAAGACUCCUAAAGCACCAGGACACCUCACACUGUCUGCCUGAGAGGCAUGGAAAGCCGUGAAAUCUGCACCCCCUGGCCUCCAAGGAAGCAUAUGUGCCUGGAACACACACACACACACACACACACACACACACACACACACACACACACACACACAGCAUUAAGAGUCAUGCUUGAAUGUCAGCCUCCCCUUUCUCCUUCCCGUUCAUGACAAGAAGGGGAAAAUGCAUUGGGAUCUGAAUGAUUCUCUAGCUACUUCGGGUAGCUAAUUUCUAACUCAGAUUAGGAUUGGGACUUAAACACAGCUCCUAAUCUGAGGGUAAACCAGUGACAAAGAGCAGCCAGGAGAGAGGACAGUCUUGCUAGAUCCUGAAGGGUAGGCUUCCAGAGAGGAUUCGCCAUGACUGUCACUCAGGUCCGCUGGUGAGCACCCCACCCCUGCCCCACCUGAGCCGUGGCUUUAGUCCCACUGCAGUGACUGCACACUCAGAGGCACAAGUGCUCUAGGUCAAGGCCCUCUCACAGGAUCUAGAAGUAAAGUGUCAUGUUUAUCCCUCCAAAUGAAGGAAAGCUGAAAAGGCAUCCAAUUAGAGGUGUCACCCAGGCAACGAGCAAUAACUUGGGGAUCUGAAGCAUACAGAGGGGGUGAGAGAUCCCCAUGAUAGAGGCAUCUAGAUCAUGAGGACUUAAUAACAGGCAAAACAGAAGCCAACCCAGAGGAAGUGAGCCCCAGCAACGGCACAGGAAGCUUAAGACCUAGCUAUCGAGGUUCUUUGAGCUAGACAGGCCAAAGACGUGUCCAAGCCAUCCCCCUGACCAGUGCUCAGGACUGCACAGAACCAUGUCUCUGCAGGAGGAGCAGGACCUGCCUACAGAGAAGAAGAACUCAAGACCUUCCUUGGCAGUCUUCUCUGUCAGGAGUGCUUCCUAAAGUCUAUCCUAAAUUGCUCAUGCUGCAGCCUUAGCUGUUUUCACUUCUUCUCCUAUGUUCUGCCUUUGGAAGGAGACCAUUGUAAGCAGCUUGAGCAAGCUGCUGAAGGAGCCUUAAGCAUGGCUUAUGGGGGCCGGGAAGAGAGCCUCCCCUCUCACCAACCUCCCAGAGAAACACCAGCCUCCAGCAUACUAAGGUAGCUCAGGAUCCAGGGGCAUGCUCAUAUUUUUGCCCAUGUUCCCCUAGUCCCCCACCCAAAUUCAGUAUGUCAUUGUCCUUCACUUCAGGCCAGAGGGCUCAGUGCUCCAAAUGCCAGGGGCUGCUUCUCUGGAAAAGCUGGGCUCCCAAAAUUAGGGGGAUUGAUGGAGCCUAGACCCAUACCUACAGACUUAUGUGGCAUCCUGCUUGAGGGUGAGCCCUGAGAACCAGGACCGGGGUCCUACCAUCAUUUCAGGAAUAGUGACACUGAUAGGGACCCCUUUCUUUGGUGCAGGUUCUUCUGAACCUCAGGCCCCAUAAUAAAGGGCUCCCCAUUUGCUUAGAUACUGUGGCCCAUCCCACCAUGCAGGACUCUCCAGUUUGACC